This is a messenger RNA of Cladocopium goreaui, 3124 nucleotides long. Lineage: Eukaryota; Dinophyceae; Suessiales; Symbiodiniaceae. The record is from the annotation of a GenBank genome assembly.
AUGCUUUGCCGGUUGAGAGCUAAUCUUGUGCUUCGCUUCGGCCAGGACGUUUGGAAUCAUACACUUGAGGAGUGGGGCACUCGUGAAGCCGCAGGAGAAAAUUUCUUCACAGUGCUUUUUGAUGCCGCACCGAGCUUGCAAGUCAUAUUCAAAAACCCAAAGGCAGUCACUGCAAUGCGUUUCAUGGCAGGACUGGGCGACGCCAUUGCCGUGGUUGGCAAGGCAACGUUGUUGCGUAAGGAAGUUGAGGCUUUAGCUUUCAGGCACUUGGAGGUGGACGUCAGCUUGGUGAGGGCAGACUUCUUUCGUGAAGCAAUGCUGGAAAUGAUGGAGGAUCGGCUUGGACCUGCCUUCACAGUCAACGCCCGUAUCGGAUUUCAUGCACUUCUCAAUUAUUGCGGUGGCGCUUUUGUGUACGUCAGACGAGAGUACGCAGGCCGCAUCAAGGUGAUCCUCAACAGUUGGAACAUGGUUCAGAAGAGCGAAGUGCUGGCAGCCGCUGAGGAGGUGGAAGCCAUUGAAGGCGAGGGCGAAGAAGAGGGGAACAAAGAAGUUGAAGGAAAGCAGGAGCAGGAGCCGCUUGAGCCUGUGCGACAGAGUUUGAAGCGGUUGAAGGUGGGCAAGGAAAUGAAAGUGCCAACAACCUUCAACGAGAUGCUGCUAUUCAAUGCUUCUGUCAUGGGCUACGGCUCAAGCACAUGGAUGAGCAUUGUCUUGCAGCAGUUCGAUGACAUGGUGCGGAACGUGGCAAACUUUGGCCGCUUGCAAGAGGAAUGCGAUGUGAUGUCCUUGGUGUUGGCUAAAUAUAAAGGAAGGAUCAACCUACCUGAGUUCAAAGCUGUUACUUUGGCAUCCUUGCGCUCCCUUCUGCCAGCAGACUGGGACUCCGAGCAUGAGGUGGCUUGGGGGUGGCUGUGGGAGAACAUUGAGAACCUCUUGAGCGCAAUGCUUGGCAAACCGAAGCAACAAGAAGAUGCCCUUGAGAAGUUCUACAGGCAUAUUGCCGAAGAAGAUUUUCAAAUGCUACGUUCAAAGCUGUUCCCGAACUUCCUGGAGACAAAUCCAGCAGCCCAGAGCUAUGUGACGCAGUCAGCCACGCGAAUCAAUUUUGUGGCAGAAAAGAUUCUGGGCCUGAGCUUGGAUCUGUACCGUUCCCCGCGAAAGCUGGUGGAGGAAAUUUCCGCUAUUGGACUUCGACAUGUUGGUUAUGGCAUCCCCACAGAUAUUUUCCCACAUUUCGUCAGUUCUGGUGUGGAGCUUUUACAAACAUUGACCCAGGCGGAGCUGGCGAUUGAAGCCUUCCGCUGGGCAUUGGCUCUCAUGGCAAAGAUCAUAAUGCGAACUAUCUCAGAAGGUUCCACCCUGGUGAUGAAAGCCAUCAAUGCCAACCAGAAGUCGCAGCUGAAAAAGGCCAUGGAGGUUUGUGCGCGAGUUCAGAGAGCACAAGAGCUGCUGAACAUCACGGCUGGUACUCAAUCGAUUUCGCCCUUCUACUGGGCCAUCGAUAGUGGGGCACUAGUGUGUGCCCAAGCGAUUUUGGAGGAUUUGCUCACAAUCCGUGCAGAUCGUGAUGUCUACUACUAUGGUGUGGAUGCUCUUUUCACUUGCCACCCAGAGUGUGUUCAAAAGCUUUGCGCUCGGGCUCCCACUCUGAUGGCAACUUUGUUGGAUGGCUUGGUAUGGCGCUCACGGCAAACCAAAGAAGGCAUGCGUCGCGUGAAUUACUACGUGAAGCAUUUGAUCCAGGAUUUGGAGGGAAACUUCAGCCCCAAUCUGGAAUGGCUGGUGGAGCAUAGCGAUCCAAAGAUCAUCCGGCACUCCACUGUGAUUCUGUUCUCAGAUGUUCUGUGGCAUCGCGUUGCCAGCUACAAGUUCAUUUUGUCCAAGAUCUAUUUCCUACUGAUCUUGGGGGUCUUCAUCACCGGGCAAUCUGCUUUGUUGAACCACAAGCUUGGCAAGAGUCAGACGCUUGGGGAAGACAUUGCGAUGUUUUCAUGUCGUGUCUUCAAUUACAUCUUCUCCAUGUGCAAGCUCAUUAUCAGCCAAUCCAACAAACUCUUCAGAGACUUGGGCAACAGGGAGAUCAAAAGACUUUGUGGUAUCCCCCUGCCAGCCUACAUUUUCCAGUUGCAAGAGAUUGCCAAUGUGACACUACUGGUUCUGCUUUUGGCCAUGUGUACGCAGGAGCCUUACUUUUGGUGCCUAAACGAUGGCUUCGGAAUCACCAUGGAGUGUGACUCAGGACAAGACCGCAUGGAAUUCUACACCAUUUGUGCUUUCCUUGCGAUGAUGCUCUACUGGGCUCUGCUUUCAGACUUGGCCAUUUUUUCAAUGCGCAUCUCUGCAUUCGUCCUGGUGUGCGGGCGUGUGGUGAUCGAAGUGGUGCUUUUCUUGACGGCGCUUUUCCUGCUGGUCUUGGCCUUUUGCACAGCGAUCAGCACUUUGUACUAUGAAAUGCCAGCAAAGGAAGGUGCUCAUGUGUGGCUAGAGGAGCUGAUUCGGAUGUCUUUGGGGAUGUACUCGCCAGAGGCUUAUCAAAUCAUCAUCUCGACCUCAGUUCUCGUCACCAUUCCAGUAUGCAUGUUCCUGUUCAUCGUUGGCAUUUGUUUGACCAACCUUCUGGUCGCCCAGCUCUCGCAAUCGUACCAUGAUGCGUAUUCCAAUAUGCAGGGCUAUGCGCGACUAAACAGGGCAAGCAUCACCAACACCACCGUGCAGGGCAUUUCUGUCAAGAGAUGGACCAAAUUCCUGGAGAGUCUGAAGUUGGACGAUCCAUUGGAAUUCAAUGAGGGCGAUGUUGGCUUGUCAGGUGGCAUUCAAGUCUUGGAACCCUCCAAUGCUCACAUUGUCACGGAGGAUUGCAGAACCUGUCCCAGACAUUAGUGUUUAUGGUGCAGUAGGCGUGGGGCAAAGAAAGCGAGCAAGGGGAGUAGCUGCAGACACUCUCCACGUCUCUCUAUCAUAGCUUUCAGCCAGAGAAGACGUGCGAAGGAUGCAACGUGACAGAAACCAACAUAUAAGGGCGAAAUAGGGCGAAUGGCGAAGGAUUAUCAGUUUUAGCCACCUGCUGGCCCUCAGCCUGCGGCGGGCGGAACCAUAGGUCGGGAUUGCAAUAGAGAGAGAG